AUGGAGACGGUAUUCGACAGCAGCAUGCUGGGGAUCGAGCCCUACUCCAGGGAGGUCACCCAGAAUGGCGAACUACUCGUCAUGGACUCCAUGAACAGCAACAUCUACAGGAUGGCGCUGCCGCUGUCCCGAUAUAAUUUGAGCCACAUAAGAUUUAUCUCAUCCUCUGAAAUUGGGCUGAACAAUGUCGACAGCAGGCCAAAGCUUGUUGCCGGUUCGCCUGAAGGAUUUCCGGGUCAUAUUGAUGGGAAGCUGGAUAACAUGGUGGAUCCUGCUGCUGCCUUUGGGAUGCUUUUUGGAAGUGACUAUUUUGAAGAUUACGUUGGCCAGCUUGGUCUAGCAUCUAUAGCUUCAGUGGAGGUUGAGGAAAACUCAAAUAGUCAAGAGGCAAGAGCAAAAGUUCAAGAAAAGAUAAAAGAGUUACAAAGAGAAAGAGAACAAAAGCUUACUCAGAGUCUGAAGGACCGACUUCAAUCAUAUGUAGAUGGGAGAAAUGAUGAAUUUGUGAGCUAUGCAAGCGCAGAAGCUAGGCGUUUAUCUGAAGCAGCAUUUGGUGAGGCUAUGCUUCACACCAUUGGUUAUAUUUAUGUCCAGCAAGCAGCAAGAGAACUCGAGAAAAGUAGAAUUUACAUGGGUGUACCGUUUAUAGCUGAACUCGAUAUUAAAUACCUUGAAGCUGAGAGUGACACAAAUGGAGAUACUGAAUAA
This is a messenger RNA of Zea mays, 708 nucleotides long. RefSeq names its product chaperone protein dnaJ 10. The transcript is spliced from 6 exons. The record is from RefSeq and is a predicted model, not a curated record. Lineage: Eukaryota; Viridiplantae; Streptophyta; Magnoliopsida; Poales; Poaceae. The coding region runs from base 1 to 708 and encodes 235 amino acids.